Molecule: messenger RNA, 3990 nt
Organism: Alligator sinensis (Chinese alligator)
Lineage: Eukaryota; Metazoa; Chordata; Crocodylia; Alligatoridae
Gene: TAPT1
Product: transmembrane anterior posterior transformation 1
Exons: 14
Coding region: 109-1533 (474 amino acids)
Biological process (GO): positive regulation of cilium assembly; maintenance of protein localization in endoplasmic reticulum
Cellular component (GO): ciliary basal body; endoplasmic reticulum membrane
Source: RefSeq, a predicted model, not a curated record
GCAGAUCUAUCGUUGCUGAGGUUCAUCAGUGGUGAGCUAACAAGAGGUUACUUCCUUGAACAUAAUGAAGCAAAGUACACAGAACGGAGAGAGAGAGUAUAUACGUGUAUGCGAAUACCGAGAGAAUUGGAAAAGCUGAUGUUUUUUGGAAUCUUUUUGUGCCUGGAUGCUUUUCUCUAUGUGUUCACCCUGCUUCCUCUGAGAGUUUUUUUGGCAAUGUUCCGGUUCAUCACUCUGCCUUGCUAUGGCUUACGCCCUCACAGAGGCCUAAGAAUCAGUGAUAGGCGUUUGCUGCAGCCUGCUCAGGUAUGUGACAUUUUCAAAGGAGUUAUAUUGGUCAUCUGCUACUUCAUGAUGCACUAUGUUGACUACUCUAUGAUGUACCAUCUGAUAAGAGGACAGUCUGUCAUAAAGCUAUACAUCAUCUACAACAUGCUAGAGGUGGCUGAUCGUCUGUUUUCCUCCUUUGGACAAGAUAUUUUGGAUGCUCUUUACUGGACGGCUACAGAACCUAAAGAGAGAAAAAGAGCUCAUAUAGGUGUGAUUCCUCACUUCUUCAUGGCAGUGCUGUAUGUCUUCUUGCAUGCCAUUCUUAUAAUGGUGCAAGCAACUACCCUUAAUGUAGCUUUCAACUCCCACAAUAAGUCACUGCUUACUAUCAUGAUGUCUAAUAAUUUUGUUGAAAUAAAAGGAAGUGUUUUCAAGAAAUUUGAGAAGAACAAUCUUUUUCAAAUGUCAAAUAGUGAUAUAAAGGAAAGAUUCACCAACUAUGUAUUAUUACUAAUAGUGUGUCUAAGAAACAUGGAACAGUUCUCAUGGAAUCCAGAUCACCUUUGGGUGUUGUUGCCAGAUGUUUGCAUGGUGAUUGGAUCAGAAAUUGCAGUAGAUAUUGUGAAACAUGCCUUUAUAACAAAAUUUAAUGACAUCACAGCAGAUGUCUACAGUGAGUACAGGGCAAGCCUUGCUUUUGACCUUGUUAGCAGUCGACAGAAAAAUGCAUACACAGAUUAUAGUGAUUCUGUUUCCAGGAGAAUGGGGUUUAUUCCUCUCCCAUUGGCUGUUUUACUCAUCAGAGUCGUAACAAGCUCAAUAAAAGUCCAGGGUGUCUUGGCUUAUGCCUGCGUUGUGCUCUUCUAUUGUGGAUUAAUAUCACUCAAAGUGCUUAAUAGCAUUGUGUUACUGGGAAAAUCAUGUCAAUAUGUAAAGGAGGCAAAAAUGGAAGAGAAAUUGUUCAACCCACCCCCAGCUAGCACCCCAGGCAAACCACUCAGUAAACCCCAAGGCAAAUUUAAAUCUACUCAAGGAAUUUCUACAGACGAAAGUUUAUCUACAUCAGUUACCAAUCAGCCUGUACAUCAGAAAGAAAAUACUACAUCUUUACUUGUGACAAGCAAUUCUGAUCAAUUCCUGACAACUCCUGAUGGAGAAGAAAAAGAUAUAAGCCAAGACAGUUCAGAAUUGAAACAUAGAUCUUCAAAGAAAGAUUUGUUGGAGAUAGACAGGUUUACCAUUUGUGGAAACAGAAUUGACUAGAUUUUAUGGAUAGAUGUUCUAAGGAUACUGAGCGACUGGGGCUGCAGAUGCUACCAGACUAUGGACAGUUGCCAAAAAAGGCACUUAAAUAUUUAUUAAAAAACUUAAAUUAUUAAUGGCAAACAGAUAGUAAUUUCUUUCUGCACGUAACCUGGCUUGGUAGCUGGGUCAGAUCAAGUAACAAAUAUUUAACUUGGCUCUGUGGAAAAUGUGAUGGAUCAUGAGAGCCUCUUGUCAAUUUGACAGUUACAGUAUCCCUUUCCUGGAUAUAGACUGAAAAAAAUCAAAAUCCCAUUUGCAUUGUGACAUUGUGCUUCCAGAACGUAUCACUUUUCUUGAAGGUCUCUCCAGUAUAAGGAUACACCAAGAAAUGUAUGACAGCUCUAACAGGAAGCUUAUCUUUCCAGUCAUGUUAUUUUCAUAAACAGCUGCAAACAGUAUACUUAAAAGCCAAUGCAUAAAGCAGCACUGGCAGAUUAAACAGUAAGUCAAGAUAAUUAUUCUUGUCACCGGAAAAAUCUUUGAAGAUGUAUCUGAACUAAUCAGAAUAAAAUACUAUCUUUAAAUUAAGAGACCUCUACUGCAUAGCAUUUUAUAUAAAUACUAAACCAGUGAGGAAAAUGGAUCACAAAUAUAAAAAAAGAGUGAAGGUUCUGCAUAACUGAGCAAACAGUAUUAUCAUUUUUCUGUUCAAUUAUGGUGUGUUCUGCAAAGCAAACUCCAUAUGUUUUAUAAACGUUAUACAAAGGCUUUUAUAUAAGCUGAGGGUUUUUGUUGCACUUAAGAAAUGUUUCAAAGUGGCAUGUCAUUAUAUGAAGGAAAGGCAGUGUUAAUUUUGCAGCAACUUCUGCUGCUGUUGCACUGGAGCUAUCUGGAAUUAGUACAGAAGAUCUACACUGCCUUUUGGUUUAAACUGUUUGAUAAAAAUGUCAUCUAUGUAUUAACUUGGCUGGAAAAAUGCCAAUAGAUAUAGUUGUACGGAAAAUCAGACAUGCCCAUUCUAACUGAGGAAUUUUAAGCAAAAUUAAAUAGAUUUGAAUAGCUUUUGUUAUGAAGUGCUUAAAUGCAUCUUAAUUUCUGGUGUGGGGGCAGGGUUGGGGGAUAAAAUCUAGAACACAUUUUAUCCUUAAAUUAAGAAAGAAUUACGUUUCGGCUCAACAACUAAGCUAGAGAACAGCAUCCCAAGACAAUCUUUAUCUUGUAAUGAAACAUGCAUACAUUAUUAAAAUGCAACAUUAACAUCUCCUCACAAAUCUUUCAAAGAUUUAAGUAAAUUCCAGUUAAAUUAUAGCGACUGGGAUUUAUUUUGUUUUUUGGAAACUGCAAAUAUUUCAGUACUGGGCAAAUGACAGAAGUGGUCUAAUUUUAGAAUUGUCACAGAGUGGAAAAGCCAGAGUUUAAGGGCUGGUUUAUGAAAAGGACGUGGAAGUUCAGAAUAUGUGCUACUUCCUAAAACCUGUAUUACUAUGACAGUGUGGAGAUGAAUGUACAGGAAUGUUAUGAGGCUGAGCAGAAGUUGCAGUGCAAGGUGGGUUUAUCAUACAGGGCAACUUUCUCUGCUUUAAAAGGAGCUGGUUGCUACACUCUCCAUCUUUUGCUCCCACCAACAGCACCUGGAAUAAUGGCCAAAAGCACUGGAGACUAUUCGGGGAGGAUUGUAUGGGGGAAUAAACUAAAAUUCUUUUAUUUUGGAUGUAUUUUAUAUUCAUUGAGCAAUUUAAACAUUAAACUUAAAUUCAGAUUAUCUGUGAAUUUGGUGUAACAUUUUUUUCAGUUAUUUAGCAGUUGCUAAAGGAAGCUUGGAAUUUAUUUUCUUUUCUUCUGUUAAAUGACAGUCUGUACCAAUUUUAUAAGUUCAUCUUGUGUGAAACUCAAUAAAAUUCAAUUUUGUAAUCUUUGUUUAAAAAAGGAAAAGAAUAGACUGGAUUUCUUUGUUAAUGUUGCUGGCUUUGGGUAAUGUGACAUCUACCUGUUAGUUCUGGUUUAUUCUGAAGGACUAACAUUUUCAAGCAAACGACAAGCAACCCACAGUACAACUGAUUUUAAUAUCUUGUGUUCAUGACAUUGCUUUUAAUGGCAACAAACUUUCACCUAUGGAAGAAAAGCUAGAGGAAAUGCUGAAGCCUGAUUACUGUAGCUGUUUAGAGACAAUCACUUGACAUUUACUCGGCUUAGAAAAAAUAGGUUUUUGCUUCAUGUGUCCUGAAAUCGUAUUAAUUGUCAUGGUUUUAUUCUUGUGUGUUGCGUUUUUUCUCCCCUCGUACGUGACAGACCCACACAAACAAAUGGAUCUAACCACAUAUACAAAGUGUCAAGUGCAAAAAGUAAACAAAAAUACCAUUUUCCCCAACUCUUAAUUGAAAAAAAUCUUUUAUGCAAUAAUAGAAUUUUAAAAAAUUCAUAUAGAAUGACAGAUUGAAGAUAUAUGCCAGUUUAAUAAACCUACCAACCUGUGAU